AUGGCUCAGAUUAUGGCUCAAAUCACUGCUCCAAUUGUCAUAGCUCAAGGUGGAGCCAUGGCUUUUGAAGCCAAGCCAAGUCAUCAAGCCGAUAACAGCCCUACUUUUGAUGUAUCGAAAAGUCGUACAGAUUUUGACCAUAUCUGUUGGCAACACUAUCACUACGUUAGGCAUCGUCUUUCCGGUAGAAAAAUGAUGUGA
This is a messenger RNA of Cetraspora pellucida, 201 nucleotides long. NCBI's taxonomy places the organism in Eukaryota, Fungi, Glomeromycota, Glomeromycetes, Diversisporales, Gigasporaceae. The record is from the annotation of a GenBank genome assembly.